AUGUGUGGCAUCUUCGCCUACUUGAACUAUGAGUGUCCAAAGCAGCGCUCCGAGAUCCUCGAGAUACUUUUUAACGGCCUGAGAAGGCUCGAGUACCGAGGCUACGAUUCCGCUGGAAUCAGCGUCGACGCCGAUGCUGACUCAGAAGCGGUCAUUGCCACGUUAGCAGAGAUAAACGGAACCGAAGCUUCUUCGAAAUCGCUCGCGGACAUCACGAAUGUUACUUCAUCAGAACUCAAAGGCGCUGAGCCACUGCUAUUCCGACAGAAGGGGAAGAUCGACAACCUCGUGAAGAAAGUUCGGCAAGAUGUUGCGGAAUCCAAAUUGGAUAUGAGCCGCGAGUUCCCCCGCCACGUCGGCAUUGCGCACACGCGGUGGGCCACUCACGGCGCGCCGUCCCCCCGCAACUCGCAUCCCCAGUCGUCCGGUCCGAGCCACGACUUUCUGGUUGUUCACAACGGAAUUAUAACCAACUACAAGGCGCUGAAGGGCACUCUCCAGCGGCACGGGUUCACGUUCGAGUCGGAGACAGACACCGAGGUGAUCCCGAAGCUCGCCAAGUUCGUGUACGACAAUCUGCUGCAGUCGGAAGGGGGGCACGGCGGCGAGGGCAUGGCCAACGGCGUCUCGAGCAAGACAGCCAACGGUGGGUCUUCUGGUGAGCGAGUGGCGUUCACGCAGGUGGUAAUGGAGGUGAUGCGGCAGCUGGAGGGCGCCUACGCGCUGCUCUUCAAGAGCCCGCACUUCCCCAACCAGCUCGUCGCCUGCAAGCGCGGCAGCCCGCUGCUCCUGGGGGUCAAAGUCCCCUCCGACGGCCGGAAAUCCGCGUUCGAUAUAGUAGGCGCGGAGGAGCCGGGGGGGGUGGUGCGCGGUGGAGCGGUGGCGACUGGGCCGAGAGAGUUGUUUCUAGCGAGCGAUGCGAGCGCGGUGGUGGAGCAUACGAAGAAGGUGAUGGUUAUAGAGGAUAACGAGGUGGUGCAUAUCAGGGAUGGGGUCGUUUCGCUGUUUUCGUUCGAGCCGGAUAAGGCGAAGCGGGGGCUGCCGCCGACGACGGCGCUGCAGAGGGCUCUUUCUACCUUAGAGAUGGAGGUGGAGCAGAUCAUGAAGGGGAGUUAUGACCAUUUCAUGCAGAAGGAGAUUCACGAGCAGCCCGAGUCGCUCACAAUGACGCUGAGGGGAAGGCUGAUACAUGGGAAAGCGGAUUCGCUGUCACCCACUGCGUCUAAUGCUUGUAGCUCCCUUCCGCCCUCCGUCUCUGCAGCAGCAGCAGCGGCAGCAGUGGCAGCAGCUGCUGGUGACUCUUCUGCUGCUUCUGCCGCUGCUGGUUCGAAUGGAAGCAGCCCAGUAGCCUCAACAGCAGCAGCAGCAGGAGGGGGACUUUCCGGCCUCCCGCCCCUCUCCCCUCUCUCCAAACUCUCCCCUGUCAGCCGCGAAACCUCCACGCCUUGGUCAGAGGAGAAAGGGGUGCUUCUGGGAGGCCUCAAAGACCAUCUUCUCACCAUCCGCCGCAGCAGGCGGAUCAUUUUCGUGGGCUGCGGCACCAGUUACCACGCAGCACUCGCCGUGCGCCCUCUGUUAGAAGAGCUCUCCGGGGUGGCGGUUCAACUGGAGCUGGCGAGCGACAUGCUAGACAGAAACGCGCCGGUUUAUAGAGAGGAUACGGCGGUGUUUAUGAGCCAGUCGGGGGAGACUGCGGACACGCUGUCGGCGCUGGAGUAUGCGCGGGCGAGGGGGGCGCUGUGUGUGGGCGUGACGAACACUGUUGGCAGCGCUAUUGCCCGCCGCACGCACUGUGGUGUGUUUAUCAACGCUGGGGCUGAAAUCGGCGUCGCCAGCACCAAGGCAUACACGAGUCAGAUCGCAGUGCUGGUGCUGAUGGCGCUGGCGAUUGGCGAGGACAGCAUUUCCUCAAAAGAGCGAAGAGAGCGGAUUAUAGACGGGCUCAUUGACCUGCCCAGGAAAGUGCGUCAAGUGCUGAGGCUGGACUCUGAAAUCCAACAAUUGGCUCACGAGCUGUCAGGGGAGCAGAGCCUGCUGGUGUUUGGCCGCGGGUACAACUACGCGACGGCGGUGGAGGGGGCGUUGAAGGUGAAGGAGGUGGCGCUGAUGCACAGCGAGGGCAUUCUGGCGGGCGAGAUGAAGCACGGCCCCCUCGCCCUCGUUGACGCCACUCUGCCUAUUAUCGUUGUUGCUACUCGGGACAGCACCUGCAGGUGA
Messenger RNA from Closterium sp. Naga37s-1, 2217 nucleotides. The record is from the annotation of a GenBank genome assembly. NCBI's taxonomy places the organism in Eukaryota, Viridiplantae, Streptophyta, Zygnematophyceae, Desmidiales, Closteriaceae.